Stylonychia lemnae is the source of this 1662-nucleotide messenger RNA. The record is from the annotation of a GenBank genome assembly. NCBI's taxonomy places the organism in Eukaryota, Ciliophora, Spirotrichea, Sporadotrichida, Oxytrichidae.
AUGGAGUCAAGGUUUGGUAUCAACUUUCAAGUGAGUGAGCAUAUUGAUAUUUAUGAUAUCGUUCAAAAGCGUUGGUUUAAUGGAGAAAUAUUACAAAUAGAUCUUUAAAACAAGAAAAUAAAGGUCCAUUACUCAAGAAUGAGUAAUUAAUAUGAUGAGAUUCUUGAUUUUAAUACUGAUCGAAUUCAAAAAUAAUGGAAAAAAGGAAUGCCAUUUAAAUUAGGAAACAGAUUAGAUAUUCUUGAAAUAUAGAAUCAUAAAUGGAUGGAAGCCACAGUAGUCGAAAUUAGUCAUGAUUAAUAGAAAAUAAAAGUACAUUAUAAGGGAUAUGCCAGCAAUAAGGAUGAAUUGGUAGAUGUGGUUAAUGAAGCAAAUAGAAUAUUGGAAGUUGGUUCCAUAUCUGAGGCAGAAGGAUGGGCUAAAUACUCAUCCAGGCACUAAUAAGAAAUCCAAGAUGUUAAAAACAUAUUUAAGCAGAGCAGUGCAAACUUUAAUACAUCAAGCGGUAAUAGCUGGGGAAUGCAAACCCCGUCUCAAAUUGAAUAGGAAAUGAAGAGUAUUGACUGGCGAAAAGAGGAUGAAAAGUUUGCCAAAUUAUUGUAUGAAAAGAGACUUCGUAUUAUAGAGAUGGGGAGAGACGGCAAUUGCUUAUUCAGAUCUAUAGCUCAUCAAGCCUAUGGAGAUGAGGAUGAGCAUAAAAUGGUUCGAUAAAAAUGCAUGGACUAUAUUCUCAGUGAAAAGGAGUAUUUUAAGGAUUUUAUAAUUGGUGGAGGCGAAUAAAAUGUAGAAGCCUAUGUUAGUCGUAAAAGAAUGAAUACAGUAUGGGGAGACGAUGUAGAGAUUUAGGCUUUAUCUGAAAUUUAUAAUAGACCUAUAGAAAUUUACGCUUAUAGUAGCGAACCAAUGCGCACCUUUCAUGAAUAAGACGGCUGUAAUGAACCAUUUAAGCUGAGCUACCAUGGAAAAUCUCAUUAUAACUCAAUUGUUCCAAUGAACUGGACUUAUGAAAAAGUUUUUGUCUCAUCAAGUCCAGGUGAGUUAGAAAACGAGGCUAUAAAAAUGAGUAAACUAAGAGAGGAAUAGACAACUGAAAACCAAAAAAGUCUAAGUAGAGAAUAAAAAAUCUCUGAGUAAAAUAUCCGCAUAAUUGCCUAGACAAUCAUGAGGUCUAGAGAGGAUUUCCAAAUUCAAGGUAAGAAGGAUAUGGAAUAAGUGCUACUUGCUUCUAUUAAGGAGAUAAAUUCGACCAAGAGAGACAUUGAAGGUGAAAAUGUCUAAAAAGCAAUGAUGUAAAGCUAGCUAGAGUAGUCUGAGGAAGAAUUGAUUAGAUAAGCAAUGGAAUAAAGUUUAUAGGAAGAGAGACAAAGAUAUAAAGCUGUUAAGAAGCCAGGUGAUAGUAUUAGAUAAGCAGAUAAUAUUCUAAAAAAUAUGGAUUUAACUGAUGCCUUGAUGUAAACAUUUCAGGCUGUAAACAAUAAUAUGCCCUAGACACAGCAUAAAACUGGCGGAUUAAGUAGUAAUACAGACUUAGGGUUAAGUCCUGGAGUAAUUUUCGCCAUGUAAAAUGGAUUUUCAUAUGAAUAAGGUUAUGAAGCUGUCUUAAGUGCAGGUGAAAAUCAGGAUUCCAUUUUGAAUUAUUUAUUCAAUAAAUAUUGUUUGUGA